AGGAGGGUGCUGCAGAUCGACAGUCUAGAGUGGAUCAGGCUGAAGGAUGAGUAGGACUCAGCUGUGGCUGCUGGCCUCUCUGGCCUUUGUCUCUCUGACUUCUCUGGCUGAUGGAGCUCCAUUGCAGGUGAUGUCUGCCCCUAACUUGUUGCGGGUAGGAACAGCAGAAAACAUCUUCGUGGAGUGUCAAGACUGCACCAGGGAAAACAUCCCGGUCCAAAUCAACGUGUUGAACCAUCCAACCAAAACCAAAACGCUGACAUCCACAUCUGUGACCCUUACCAGUGAAAGAAACUUCCAGGAGCUCGGACAAAUUAUGAUCCCUGCUGACAGCUUCAGUAAGGAUCCUACCAUGAAGCAGUAUGUGUACCUGCAAGCUCGGUUCCCUGACCAACUGCUGGAGAAGGUGGUCUUAGUGUCCUUCCAGUCUGGGUACAUCUUCAUCCAGACUGACAAGACCCUCUACACCCCCAACAGCAAAGUUUAUUUUAGGAUGUUUGCAGUGACCCCCCGUAUGGAGCCCGUAGAGAGGGAUGCCGAAGCCCAAACUGAUGCUACUAUUGCCAUCGAGAUUGUGACCCCUGAAGGCAGCAUUUUACCACUUGAUACAGUCCCUUUGAGAUCAGGGAUCCACUCUGGAGUUUUCCCACUCGCUGAAACUAUCAGUACUGGACUGUGGAAAGUGGUGGCGAAGUUCGAGAGCAACCCACAGCAGAGCUAUUCUGCAAAGUUCGAGGUCAAAGAAUAUGUGCUGCCCAGUUUUGAAGUUAAACUGAUACCUGAAAGCUCCUUCUUCUACGUGGACAGUCGAGAGCUCACCGUCAACAUCAAAGCUGGGUAUCUCUUUGGUCAAGAGGUAGACGGGACGGCCUACGUGGUGUUUGGGGUUAUGCAAGACGAUCGUAAGAACAGCUUUCCAAGUUCUGUUCAGAGAGUGCAGAUAAGUGAAGGUAUUGGAGUGGUCAAACUGGAGAGAGAGCACAUCACACAGACCUACCCAAACAUCCUUGAACUGGUGGGGAGUUCCAUAUAUGUAGCUGUCAGUGUGCUGAUGGAGAGCGGUGGUGAAAUGGUGGAGGCGGAGUUGAGAAGUAUCCAGAUUGUUACAUCACCUUACACUAUCACCUUUAAGAAAACUCCCAAAUAUUUCACCCCAGGAAUGUUCUUCGAAGUUGCGGUUGAUGUUGUGAAUCCUGAUGGCACUCCGGCAGACCGUGUUCCAUUGGUGGUCGACCCAGGCCAGGUGGAGGCUUUAACCACAGCCAACGGCUUGGCAAAGCUUUCCAUCAAUACAGGGAGGGAACCAAGACUGACAAUCACCGCAAGGACCAAUGAUCCUCGUAUUUCACGUGAAAGGCAAGCAUCAGCCACCAUGGUAGCUCUCCCAUAUACCACUCGAAGUAACAACUACAUCCACAUAAGUGUGGAUACAGCUGAGCUGGAAUUAGGAGACACCCUGAAAGUCACCCUCAUCCUCAAGAGGCAGGAAAAUCAUGACAAUGACAUCACAUACCUGAUCCUGAGCAGAGGUCAACUGGUGAAAAAUGGCCGUUUAAGGACAAGAGGCCAUGUAGUGAUUUCCCUCAAAGUCACCGUUACCAAAGAAAUGCUGCCAUCAUUCCGCAUCAUAGCCUACUACCACACAAAUGGCAAUGAAGUGGUAUCAGACUCUGUUUGGGUGGAUGUAAAGGACUCCUGCGUGGGCUCGCUGAGGCUGGAAUCAUCCAGACCCAACCCGUCCUAUGAGCCUCGCAGGAUGUUUGGUCUGAAGGUCACUGGAGACCCAGGGGCCACAGUGGGACUGGUGGCAGUUGACAAAGGCAUCUAUGUCCUAAACAACAAGCACCGUCUCACCCAGAAAAAGGUGUGGGAUAUUGUAGAGAAGUACGACACCGGCUGCACACCAGGUGGAGGGAAGGAUGGAAUGGGUGUGUUCUACGAUGCUGGUCUGUUGUUUGAGUCAAACACAGCUUCUGGAACUCCCUACAGACAAGAAUUGAAAUGCCCGGCCCCCAGCAGGAGGAAACGAGCUGCUACUAUAAUGGACGUCACAACCAGCUUAGAUGAGGAAGAUGACAGUUACGUGGACAGAAAUGAAAUUGUUUCUCGCACCUACUUCUCUGAAAGUUGGCUGUGGUCAGACAUCAUACUGCCUGCUUGUCCUCAGGAAAACCCUAACUGUGACACUACAACAUCGAUGAAAAAUGUUCCUUUGAGAGAAUCAGUGACAACCUGGCAGUUGACUGGCAUCAGUCUGUCAAGAACUCACGGAAUCUGUGUUGGCGAGCCGUUAGAGGUCAUUGUCCGGAAGGAAUUCUUCAUUGAUCUCAGGCUGCCGUACUCUGCUGUCCGUCAAGAGCAGCUAGAAAUUAAGGCAAUCCUUCACAACAACAGCCCUGAUCCUCUCACUGUACUUGUGGAUCUGACUGAGGAGGAGCAUGUAUGCAGUUCAGCUUUUAAACGUGGGAAGUAUCGCCAGAAAGUCAAAAUGGGGGCCCAAACUACACAAGCUGUACCCUUCAUCAUUAUUCCUAUGAAAGAAGGAAAAUAUAACAUUGAGGUCAAAGCAGCUGUUAAAGAUUCUUUGCUCAAUGAUGGAGUCAUGAAGACGUUGCUGGUGGUGCCUGAAGGCGUGCUGGUUAAAUCUUCUCAGAUUAUACUCCUAGACCCCACUACUAAAGGUGUAGGUGGUAAACAAGAAGUAACUCUCAACAGUGGAAUUCCUUUCAAAGAUUUGGUUCGAAACACACCUACUAGCACACAGAUCUCGGUGACAGGGAGAAAACUAGUUUCUGCGCUGGUGGAGAACGUCGUUAGUGGGAACUCUAUGGGUUCUCUGAUCGUCCAGCCCAGCGGAAGUGGAGAGUCGAACAUGGCCGCCAUGACCCUACCAGUCAUUGCAGCCACAUAUUUGGACAAAACCAACCAGUGGGAAACUGUGGGCUUUCAGAAACGUAACGAAGCCCUCCAACACAUCAAGACCGGCUACCAGAAUGAGCUUGCCUACCGUAAAAAUGAUGGGUCUUUUGCUGUGUUUCAGCAGAAAGAGAGCAGCACCUGGCUGACAGCUUAUGUUGCCAAGGUGUUUGCCAUGGCUGAUAAUCUGGUGGAAAUGCAAAGGCAACACAUCUGUGAAGCCAUCAAGUUUCUGAUUCUCUACACACAGCAAACUGACGGCGAGUUUCGAGAGAUUGGAAAUGUGUACACUAAAGCAAUACAAAGUGGGGUGGUAGAAAGAGAGUCAGAUGCCUCCAUGACGGCCUUCUGCCUCAUUGCCAUGCAGGAGUCUCGCCCACUAUGUGCUGCCAGGGUUGAUAUGCUGCCAGCCAGUAUACACAAAGCAGUGGCCUAUCUGGAAAGGCGUUUGCCCCACCUCACCUACUCAUAUGCUGUUGCCAUGACGUCAUAUGCCCUGGCCAAUGAAAACAAACUGAACAAGGAGAUCCUCCUCAAAUUUGCUUCCCCAGAGUUGUCCCACUGGCCAGUAUCUACGGGACACGUUUACACACUGGAGGCCACAGCUUACGCUCUUCUCGCUCUGGUCAAGGCCGAGGCAUUUGAAGAAGCCAGACCUGUUGUCAGAUGGUUCAACACACAGCAGAGGGUUCACGGAGGCUAUGGAUCAACUCAGGCUACUAUAAUGGUGUACCAGGCUAUAGCAGAGUACUGGGCUAGUGAUAAAGAACCAGACUAUGAUCUGAAUGUGGCCAUCUUGUUGCCGGGUAGGUUAAGGCCUGACAGGUACUACUUCAACAGGGAUAACUACUACCUCACCAGAACAUCUAAAAUGAUUGGUAUAAACCAGAAUGUAACAGUAACUGCAACAGGCACAGGAGAAGCAACGGUGAAAAUGGUGUCUCUGUAUUACGCUCUGCCUAAAGAAAAGGAGAGUGACUGUCAGAAGUUUAACUUGUCAGUGCAGCUCCUCCCAGAUAUGGAUGGGAAUGAGAACAUAUACACGCUGAGAAUGGAGAUUUUGUAUAAGGACAAGGACAGAGAUGCAUCCAUGUCAAUCCUGGAUAUUGGCUUGCUAACUGGCUUCACCGUUAACACAAAUGACCUGGACUUAUUGUCUAAAGGAAGAGCCGGCAUUAUUGCAAAAUAUGAGAUGAACACAAUCCUGUCAGAAAGAGGCUCACUCAUCAUCUACCUGGAUAAGGUUUCUCACACACGACCAGAGGAGAUCACUUUUAGGAUCCAUCAGGAGCUGAAAGUGGGAGUCUUACAACCAGCUGCUGUGUCUGUCUAUGAAUACUAUGACCAAACACAUUGUGUUAAAUUCUACCAUCCAGAGAGGAAAGCUGACAAGCUACUGCUGCUCUGUGCAAAUGAUGAAUGCAGAUGUGCAGAAGAGAACUGCAGUAAGCAGAAGAAGGACAAAAUCCCCAAUGAACAGCGAACAGCUAAGGUCUGUGAAAAUACACAGACCAGCAUAAUAGAUUUUGUGUACAGAGUGAGACUGGUAAAUUUUACAGAAGAUUUGUCCACUGACAUUUUCACAGUGAAGGUACUGGAAGUCAUCAAAGAAGGAAGUCUUGAUGAGAGUCCUCUGAAUAAACAGCGCACAUUCCUUAGUUACCCCCAUUGCAGGCAGUCUUUAGAUCUGGGUAUGGGAAAAACCUACCUUAUCAUGGGCACGUCCAAAGAUAUUCACAGAGUUGACGGACCUGAAUUGUAUCAGUAUGUAUUCGGAGAGAGCACCUGGAUCGAGUACUGGCCCACAGCAGCAGAGUGUCAAACUGAGGAACACAGAAUUACCUGUUUGGGCAUGGAGGAGAUGGUUAAUCAGUACCAACUCUCUGGAUGUCAGCAGUAGUGAAACUCAAGAAAAGAAAAUGUUCAUUUAAAAAGAAAAAUAUUUUGCAUAAUUGUUAUUAUGUCAAAAUGUGCCUAUUAUGAUAUAUGAAGGCUUUCAAUGUUGCUCUGUAUUGAUUGAAAUGUAAUGGUUUUAAAUCUCAUUCUGUGUUUGACAAAUAUACACUGAUUACUGUUAUGGUAAUAACUGUAUAGUUAGCUUCAUGUUUAAUAAAUAAUUGAUUGAAAGUGA
Messenger RNA from Perca fluviatilis (European perch), 5047 nucleotides. RefSeq names its product complement C3-like. The record is from RefSeq and is a predicted model, not a curated record. Gene Ontology annotation, cellular component: extracellular region. Gene Ontology annotation, molecular function: endopeptidase inhibitor activity; protein binding. Lineage: Eukaryota; Metazoa; Chordata; Actinopteri; Perciformes; Percidae. The transcript has 42 exons. The coding region runs from base 47 to 4816 and encodes 1589 amino acids.